Molecule: messenger RNA, 918 nt
Organism: Hevea brasiliensis (rubber tree)
Lineage: Eukaryota; Viridiplantae; Streptophyta; Magnoliopsida; Malpighiales; Euphorbiaceae
Product: probable WRKY transcription factor 51
Exons: 3
Coding region: 85-756 (223 amino acids)
Biological process (GO): regulation of DNA-templated transcription
Molecular function (GO): sequence-specific DNA binding; DNA-binding transcription factor activity
Source: RefSeq, a predicted model, not a curated record
UACCAUUUGUUAUUACUAUUCUUGUUUCUUGGGCCUCCCUUCUUCUUUGCUUUCUUGCUGGCUAGCUUCUGUCUAGUCUUGUGCAUGUCCACCUCCUACUCCAGCUUCUUGGCACCAGUAAUGGAUUAUCCUGCAAACCCUAACCCUAAUCCUCCUCUUCCUCCUCAUCAGCAUCAGUAUUUUCACCAGAAUAUCCUUGAUCCUUUUCCGGCUGAGUUUCAGUUAUCGGAUUAUCUCAUGCUUGAUGCUGAUAUUAUUGAUGGGUUUGCUGAUGAUUCCACCACGUCUGAGCAUAGUAUGGUCUCAUCGGAGCAGUUUGUUAGUGUUGGAAGUGGUGGUGGUAGUGGUGGUGGUGGCGGUGGUGGUGUAACAUCAAGAAAUGCUAGCAGCAAUAAAUGCAAAAAGGAAGUCAAGAAAGACAAGGCUGAAGUGGCACAUAGGGUUGCAUUUAGAACCAAAUCGGAUUUGGAGAUCAUGGAUGAUGGAUUUAAGUGGAGGAAGUACGGCAAGAAAUCAGUCAAGAACAGCCCUAAUCCGAGGAACUACUAUAAAUGUUCAACUGGUGGAUGCAAUGUAAAGAAAAGAGUAGAAAGGGACAGAGAAGACUCAAGAUAUGUGAUAACAACUUAUGAUGGUGUCCACAACCAUGAAAGCCCUUGUGUGGUGUACUACAAUCAGAUGCCUCUCAUGGUCCCAGAUGGCUGGACUUUGCAAGCUUCUUCUUCUUCUCCUCAUCACUCUUCUUCCUCUUCAUAAGCUUUAUUUCUAUUUACACUUUCCCUCUUUAGUCAUCAUCACCAUCAUCAUGUUAAUUAGUUCUCCCUUGUUAUACCAUCAGAACUCUGCUUGCUUAAUGUAAUUUUAUAUGAGCUUACAUCAUUUUGAUCUAUGGUAUACUGAUGACUACUAUUACUAUUA